Messenger RNA from Neltuma alba, 1451 nucleotides. RefSeq names its product protein SENSITIVE TO PROTON RHIZOTOXICITY 1-like. Gene Ontology annotation, biological process: response to aluminum ion; response to acidic pH. The transcript has a single exon. NCBI's taxonomy places the organism in Eukaryota, Viridiplantae, Streptophyta, Magnoliopsida, Fabales, Fabaceae. The record is from RefSeq and is a predicted model, not a curated record. Bases 88 to 1191 code for a protein of 367 amino acids.
CCACUAUCACCAUUGACCCAGUGAGCAUUUAACCAGUAUCUAGGGGAGCCACCAUCUUACUCCGUCGAAUAUCUUACCCUUUCUCCGAUGCAAAAUUCCAACUCCGUUUCUCCGGCGUCGAGCAGCGUGACUCGAAUCGAUCGUGCUUUGGAUUCGAAUAUCAUCUCGGAUCCAAGCGUUGCCUUUCAGAACCUCUCGACGGUUCGAGCGAGAAUGAAUUCUCUACAACGCUUUCUAUCUGAAUCUAUCAGCACCAAAGCUUUUGUCAGCGAGGACCAGAUGGAUAUGGUGUCGAACGAAAUCGUCUCCGCUGUCCACCAGAUUAUCGUCAACGGCACCACCCUGGUCUCCUACUCUCAGAAUUUCACGGCCGCCGGCUCGUCAACAGCCUCGGGAGACUUACCGGAGCCGUCAGAUAUGGUAUGUUCGACGAGGCCGGGAUCUGAUCAUUCUGGGACUGAGAAAGAUAAUUUAAAAAUUGAGGUUAUGGACGAUGAAGAAGUGAAGGAUGAUGACGAAAAUUGUGAGAUCGUGGAGCUCGACGCGGUCGAAUUGCUGGCGGAGCACAUUCAUUUCUGUGAAAUCUGCGGGAAAGGAUUCAGGCGUGAUGCGAAUUUGCGAAUGCAUAUGCGAGCACAUGGAAACCAAUUCAAAACCCCCGAAGCGUUGGCGAAGAAACACUCUGAUAAAUCCGACGUCGUUCGUAGCAAAACGGUACGCUUCUCUUGCCCAUUCGAAAGUUGCAAUCGGAACAAGAUGCACAAAAAAUUCCGGCCUCUGAAAUCGAUCAUUUGCGUGAAGAACCACUUCAAAAGAAGCCAUUGUCCGAAAAUGUAUUCCUGCAAUCGGUGCCACAAGAAGAAUUUCUCAGUGCUUUCGGAUUUAAAGAGCCAUUUGAAGCACUGUGGGGAAUCAUCAAAGUGGAAGUGCUCCUGUGGGACCACAUUUUCAAGGAAGGAUAAAUUGUUUGGUCACGUAGCUCUGUUUGAUGGGCAUAUGCCAGUUCUUGCCGGGGAUGAAGAAGAGAAAGGGAAGCAAAUGGUAAAGGAGAAUGAUGAAGAUAUGAAUAUGCUGCUAAAGGAAGAACAACCAGGGCUAAAUUAUUUGGAUGAGGAUUUACCAGAAGGAUUCUUUGACGAUUUAGAUGAAUUUAGCAAUUACUCGUUGGAGGAAGCUCUGGGCUUCUCUUAAUACUGCAACUUAUGGACGAAUUCCCUGAAACUUAGUAAAACUGUUGCAGGCAUAUCUCCGGCCAGAGAUAUAUAUAUUUAUAGAUAACCAUGUUUGUGUUCGCUGAUAUUUUCUGCAUUAUUACUUGUAGCAUGGAAAUUGUUGGGCUUGUAAUGUUAGAUUCUGUUUUUUUUCGGUUUCCUUUUUCCUUCUCAAGUUAUGUUGUAUGAUAAAUUGAUAACAACAUUUUAAUAAAACUGAAUGGGUAUUUUCAUUUUUAA